This is a messenger RNA of Fulvia fulva, 3030 nucleotides long. RefSeq lists its product as uncharacterized. Bases 1 to 3030 code for a protein of 1009 amino acids. The transcript has a single exon. The record is from RefSeq and is a predicted model, not a curated record. Lineage: Eukaryota; Fungi; Ascomycota; Dothideomycetes; Mycosphaerellales; Mycosphaerellaceae.
AUGGACGCGUCUGAUGCAUCUCUACCGCCACGCGACCAUACAUGUACAUCAUCCACCAUGGACCCCAGCACAGCAUUCACAUCAUCCUCCGACUCACCCCUGGCAGCCCACCUCGCGCCCAGCAACCUGCCCAUAUCCCGUAUAACGCGCGCAUGGGAUCGCAAACCACAAUCGCCUUUCUCACGCAAGAAGGUGCGCUUCGGGAAAGUCUGGAAACGCAAUGGCACUGCGCUCAACCACAAUGCGCCAAGCACCAUGUUCGGAGGCGCAUCGGGCAUGUUCGAUGCGAUAGGCGCAGACUCUCCCGCCAGGGCUGUGAAGAAGAUGCGCACCGAUGAUGGAGAGCGUGUUAAUGCUUGGGAGGGACGGGGCAGUCCCACUAACAGGCGUAUCGUGACGCGAGGGAAUCAUUCUGGGGAGGAGCUAAUUGCCUUGGAGGAAGAGGAGGAGGCAAUCCAGCAGGACCAUCAAGAGGAGGUGCUCAAUGUUGAGGUCGUCAAUGAGGAUGGCACUGUUGAAGAGGUCGCCGAGGCAGGCGACUUGGCACAAGAAGAGUGGGAGGACGAGAGCGUGGCAGAUGAGGCAGACGCAGAUUCUGGUGCUGGCACUGCAACGAAUCAUGACCCGAACCAUGCUACCAGUAUUGACGACGACACGGCUGAAGUGCAGCCCGAGCCUCAAGAGCGCGGCGAAGAGCCCCAUGAUGUAUCAGCAUGUCAGACGGGCAGCGAGGGUACAACAGACCACAAGGUUCUGGAAGCGAUGGUGCCACACUUACCACAAACUACAGCCAUACCCGACGGCUUCGUCUCGCCUGUCAAGGAGCGACGGCGAAGGCCGAUCAGCCAGGUCAGGCAGGCGAAUGCGAAUCGCCGACGGACAUUGCCUACAAACUUCGCGACCCAACCAAGUGCGAUAGAGACUCUCACGAGCAGGGCUGAAGGUGACGGUGCUGUGCAGUCAGAGUCUGUCUCCACAAGUGAGAUGCGCACCGGAAGAGAGCCAUCAGCACAGACGACAGCGGAGCCUGAUCGAUCGAGUGAGCAGGAAGCGCAGCUGGAAGUCAUGCACACCGAAGACAAUUCUGCCCCGGAGCCCAGCUCACAUGACGCGCCGGACGGAGAAUGGGAAGAUGUCGAGGAUGAUGGGACUCUACAGCCGGCCGCAAGAGAAGCCACACCGGAGCCUUUCGAACAGUCUGGCUGGGUUGAAACGGUAGAGAAUACCCCUAGCUCAGAGGAGGAGGCCUUGGAAGACGCCAGACGCUACUCAUCGCAAAUUCGAGAACAAUUGAAUACCCUUGGGUCACCGAGCAAACUACCAUCAAGCCCGAUCCCAAACAUCGAAGGCCAGCAUCCACGACUUCCACUUCGCAGAUCGCCAAGAAGGCAGUCAACCAGUCCGUUCAAGAAGGGCAGCUUGCGGCCCUUCGACAAACCACAUCUCGUAGCCUUUACACCGGUCAAGAUGCCAGUCUAUAGAUCUACACAAGGCGAUGAUCCUUUCCGCAGCUCUCCUUUGCCUGAGAGUGCAGCUGCGAUUGCAAUGGGUGUGGACGACAUGGACGUACCGCAGGUCACGCGCUCAUCGUCUGCGCCGCCUGAGGAGCCACAGAUGUCUCCUCAAAAACCAAAGCAGCCUCGCAUAUCAGAUGACACUGCUUUGCUACAAGCAUUCCUGAAACGGGCGACUGAGAGCAAGAGCGGUACAAACAUGUCGGCAACUGCUCGACGGGAAUCUUUCGAAAACAGGCGCAACUCAGAUACUGUGCGACAAGCACUGGCCAGCCCAGCUGCAAAUGUAGCGCCGUUCGAAGUGCUUGCAGAUCGUGAUCCCAACAGUCCGUCACCGCGCAAACAGAAUAUGCUUACGGAAGCAGAGACGAAAUCAUCAGCUUUGCAAGAAGAUCAGAUUGAGUUCGAUCCGUUGUCACCAGGGAGAACAUCUCGAAGAAGCGGACGGUCGAAGAAAACAUCACAGCAGGAUCCACCUACCACAUCUUUCUUGAGACCAAACAAGAUCACUGUCAGAGGGAGUCAAGAUCCGAUCGUGCUAAAAAAGAGUGAAGCGCAAGAGCUGGCCUACCUCACCAAAGCCAACACUCGGAAGAACAAGGGUGGGUCCGUGCUUCCGCCACUGAAGCUCACGCGAAUGGCUAAAGAUGGUGCACUUGAGGAGCUCCCUGCAGCAGAUCCUGCUACCAUCGAUGUCGACCAGCCAGGACGGAAAGGCGUAAAGUGGGCAGAAACGCUUGUGGCAUUUUAUGAGGGUGGCAACGAGCCUGCGGAGUCGACGAUGAUGGACGAGCUCAAUGCAACAGAUCCUGUACCGGAUCCCACUGCAGCCGCUGACCACGAGAUGACGGGCGUGCCUGCAGUAUCCGCGCCCAGCGAAACGCCGAGCAAGCCAAAGCUUCGUCGACUGAAGCCUCCAAGGACUGCAUCGACUCCCGGCAAGGCGCCGCCGCCGCCAGCUGAAGUCCCGUCAUUACAACCUGAGCAGUCUAAGGUGACCAAACCGAAGGCCCCAAGCACGACGAAACGAAGAUCACGCCUGGCAACACCAGCGAAGCCGAAGGACGGUGUGACUGCUGCUGUUGUCGACCCGCCAAAGGAAGAAGGGCCUUUAAUAAAGCCCAUCGAGGAGAAGGCCGCCACAGAAAAGAUCCCCGUUCCUAAGAAGAAGCCCACAUCUCGCCUUCCAGCACCAGGUUCGAUCGCCAGGCCGCUCGCUCAGGGCAAGGAGAAUGCCAUAACAGCAUCACCGCCCAAGAAGUGUGCGAAAGCGCCAGCUGCGUCAGAUGCUAGAAACGUAAACUCAGCGAAGGUGUUCGCACCUAAGCUUGACUUCAAAUCGUCCACAGAUGCCCCUGCGCCUGGAGUCGCCAGUCCUCCGAAGAGAGUAGCGAGGGGCAAUCUCUUCGCUGGCGGACUAGGCGAGGCUGAGGGGAGCGCUGUGAAGGGACGACAAGAGGUGCCGCCAAGUUUGGGCAGUCCGGCGAAGAAGAGGAGUCGGAGAGUCGCUGGAUAG